GUUGGGAUCAUGGCCUAUACGCCGCUGCUGCAGAGGGAGCUGUCGCUGUGCACGGUGCUGCAGCCUGGUGGGAAGAAGUCGACGUUCUUCUUUGGCUUCGUGGCAUCCACCACUAAGAGGCCCUUUCAGAUGCACGCCAUUGCCAAAUCCGCCAUGCGAACAGGCAAGUCAUUUGGUGGUGGUGGUGGUGGUGGUGGUGGUGGUGGUGGUGGUGGUGGUGGUGGUGGUGGUGGUGGUGGUGGUGGUGGUGGUGGUGGUGGUGGUGGUGGUGGUGGUGGUGGUGGUGGUGGUGGUGGUGGUGGUGGUGGUGGUGGUGGUGGUGGUGGUGGUGGUGGUGGUGGUGGUGAUGAUGAUGAUGAUGAUGAACAGGUGAUGGUGAUAAUGGCAUUGCGGUGUGCCUCUACCCAUCACCCAUAUUGUCUAGCCUACGCAUAUCUCCUUGUCCACCCCAUCCCUCCCCUCACAGAACGUGGACUCGCAGUAUCAGAAAGCACGUUUGCACCACCUGGAGCGAGCCCAUUCUCGCGCUAUGUGAGCACGGACUACCAAUGGAUGGAUAACGAUGCAAGCGUGGACUCGUGGGCCAUCCGUGACUUCCACUCCUGGAUCUCCAUGGCCUUCCUCAAGUGGCCUGUCAAGGAUCAGCUGCUUUGCAGUGCAUGCUGGGCAUAUGCGGUGGUGGCGAGUGUGGAGGCUGCGUACGGCAUCGCAUUGAAUCAAGCUGCUCCCCAGCUGUCAGUGGAGUCACUCUUUGCAGCCAUGGGGCUCACCGAUGCAGACAAGUGCACUGCUGGAGGCUCCCCCACUUCAGCCUUUGAGAAGCUCGUCACUCUUGAUGCCAGCAGUGGGCUCACAGGAGUCAAUGACCUGGGAACAAGCUACCCGGUGGCAGCAUUUGAGCGGGCGCUCUUCAAGGGGUACUUCGGGCUCAUGCUGGCAGUGCGGCGCCAGCCAGUGGUGGUUCACAUCGAGGCUUCGGCCGACACGUUCUUCCAGUAUGAUGGGACGUUCAAGUACCAGGACCCUGCGUGCUACACGGGCAAUCUGAACCAUGUGGUGCUCGUCGUUGGCUACUUCAUCAAUCGAGACGACGGCAGCCAGAGACGCAUCUCACCUCCAUUUUGGGUCAUCCGCAACUCGUGGGGGGUGGAGUGGGGAGACAAAGGCCACAUGCGCAUGGGCAUUCAGGGAGGGGAUGGCGUGUGUGGCAUCAACGUGCUGCCUGGCAUCUACCCCGUUGUCAAGAACCAGAUUGGCAUUGAGCCAGCCAUGUGUGGAGUGCAGGAGGUGGGGAUAGCGUUAGCAGCUUCCAUCAGCAAAACUUCUGGCACAAUGGCUGCUGGGUGGGGCCAAUGCCGCGAGGACCCGGUAGGCGUGGAUGAAGAAGCUGGCUGGGAAGCCGUGCUCUCCUUCUAG
This is a messenger RNA of Closterium sp. NIES-65, 1416 nucleotides long. Lineage: Eukaryota; Viridiplantae; Streptophyta; Zygnematophyceae; Desmidiales; Closteriaceae. The record is from the annotation of a GenBank genome assembly.